CAAACGAUGAGGUUGCUCAUUGUGCUCUCCGCACUACUUAUCCCUUGUUUGGCGCAGCUUUCCGAAGACUCAUCGGAACUAGAAUUUGGUGGGCAACAAGCUCAACGUCCAUCUCCCGAUGGACCAUUGUUCCCUAGAUUCUUGAUGCAUGUGCCUAGAUUUGCUAGAAAAGAGUUCUUCGACAUUGUUAGUAACGAUCAACUCUCUCAAGAUCAGCAAAAUGAGCAGCUCACAAUCUGGGCCAAGGCAUUCAAUGUGACGGACGAAUUUAACGCUUGGACAAAGAAAAUUCAAGAACAAAAAGAAGCUGUGAGCAAGAACGUUGAAGCCGUGGCUUCUAAUAUAACCACAGUAUACACCCAGCUAGAAGAAAUUCUUUCGAAUAGCAACCUGACCCGACGUGACCAACAUGAUCAGAUCAGAAAGCUUGCUACCACCUUCCCAAGGGAAGUCCGCGCUUUGUUUUUCAUUGCUCGCAACUACCGUCCUGAAGGCAGAUCUCCAAUUUUCGGUCAAGGAAUAGGAAUGGGAAAGAAGCCACAAUCCUCGAUGGUUCCAUUUAUCUUCCAACAACAGCAACCACCAAUGAUGAUGUUUGGGCAACAACCGUUUAUGCCUGCUGGGCCAAUGAUGAUGAACAGAUUCCAACAAACUGGGUCACAGCAAAAUUUCCAGUCUAGAAGAGGUGGAAGGGGGGAUGGUCCAGGAUUUGUGCCAGGAACUCAGGAUAAUAACCAAAGAGGGUCAGGAGAACGUGGGCAAAGGCAGAACUUUGGACCAUCCGACAAUCUAACCAAUGGAAAUCAGUUUUCUAAGAAACAAUUUGCCCGAGGACCUUCAUCAAUGAAUUCUGAUUUGUCAGAAAAUUCUCAGCACAGUGACUCAAAUAGCCAGUUCGACUUCCCCAGAGGACCAGGAGGACGUGGUGGACGUGGACAGGGACCAGAUUUCGGACCAGGAGGUCAAGGAGGCCGUGGGCAAGGACCAGACUUUGGACCACAAGACGAUUUCCCAGGGCGUAGAGGCUCAGGCGGUCCAGGAGGACGUGGUGGACGUGGACAGGGACCAGAUUUCGAACCACAAGAUGAUUUCCCAGGACGUAGAGGCUCAGGCGGCCCAGGAAGACGUGGUGGACGUGGACAGGGACCAGAUUUCGGACCACAAGAUGAUUUCCCUGGACGUAGAGGCUCAGGCGGUCCAGGAGGACGUGGUGGACGUGGACAGGGGCCAGAUUUCGGACCAGGAAGACAAGGAGGCCGUGGGCAAGGACCAGAUUUCGGACCACAAGAUGAUUUCUCAGGACGUAGAGGCUCAGGCGGUCCAGGAGGACGUGGUGGACGUGGACAGGAACCAGAUUUCGGACCAGGAGGUCAAGGAGGUCGUGGGCAAGGACCAGACUUCGGACCACAAGAUGACUUCCCAGGACGUAGAGGCUCAGGCGGUCCAGAAGGACGUGACGGGCGUGGUCAGGGACCAGACUUUGGACCAGGAAGUCAAGGAGGCCGUGGGCAAGAUUCAGACUCGGGAUCUCAGGAUGCCUUCCCAGGACGUAGAGGCUCAGGCGGUCCAGGAGGACGUGGGCAAGGACCAGACUUCGGACCACAAGAUGACUUCCCAGGACGUAGAGGCUCAGGCGGUCCAGAAGGACGUGACGGACGUGGUCAGGGACCAGACUUUGGACCAGGAAGUCAAGGAGGCCGUGGGCAAGAUUCAGACUCGGGAUCUCAGGAUGCCUUCCCAGGACGUAGAGGCCCGGGAGGUCCGGGAGGACUUGGUGGACGUGGACAGGGGCCAGAUUUCGGACCAGGAGGUCAAGGAGACCGUGGCCAAGGACCGGACUUUGGGGCAAGAAGCCAAGGAAAUCGCGGACAAGGACCAGCUUUUGAGUCAAGACAGCCCCGUCAAUUUGAUGAUGCAGAUACAUCUUCCGCUCCUUCUCAAAAAUAUUUCCAACGCCAAAUGAAUUCGGGAAUGCGAUUCGAUCAAAGUUCAGGAUUCGGAAUGCGGAAAAGCCAGUCAACUCAACAAAAUUACGAAAACUUUGCCGAAAACUAAUCAGCUCAAUUCCGGGUAAUCAAUCAGUUAUACUUAUUACAAUUUGUAUCAAUUUUCCUUCUAUUUUAACCAUUCACCCACUCAGCGUAUUGUUAUGAAAUAAAUCUCAUGG
Molecule: messenger RNA, 2167 nt
Organism: Caenorhabditis elegans
Lineage: Eukaryota; Metazoa; Nematoda; Chromadorea; Rhabditida; Rhabditidae
Gene: idpp-1
Product: SXP/RAL-2 family protein Ani s 5-like cation-binding domain-containing protein
Exons: 3
Coding region: 7-2055 (682 amino acids)
Source: RefSeq, marked reviewed